Molecule: messenger RNA, 3237 nt
Organism: Rotaria sordida
Lineage: Eukaryota; Metazoa; Rotifera; Eurotatoria; Philodinida; Philodinidae
Source: the annotation of a GenBank genome assembly
AUGGUAAAGAAAAUUCUACUUGAUAUUUUACUUUCAAAUGGUUGUGUCAUUGUUGUAGAAUGUGAAGAGGAUAUGACAUUAGAGAAAAUAAAACAAAAUACAUUAUCAUGUGUUAAACGACAAACACCAUUUAAUGAAUUAGUUCAUGAUCAAAAAAAUUAUUAUUUAGAAUCAGUUAUAUCAAGUGCACAAAUUAUUCCAUUAUAUGAUGAACAAAUUAAACUUAAUGAAUUGAAUCUAUUUUAUGGAUAUCUGAGUUUACGUGAACAUGAUGCUUUUCUUGAUGAAAAAGAUGAUUUAGCAUUGAUGAGCCUUCUACUCGGUUUUCCACUUGAUGAUUUUGCUAGUACAUUAGAACGUGAAGCAUGUGAAGCUCGAUCAUUAUUAAAUCGUUUAGCUGAUAUGCUUGCACAAGAAUCAGCAAGAGAUUUACAACGAAAUGGUUUACAAGAACAAAAUUCGUCACAAGAAAAUGAUGAGAACCAAUCGAAUCUUGUUAAAUCACAAAAUUUAUUAAAACAAUUUGGUCUUACUUCAGAUACUCGUCCAGUAUUUGUUCAAGUACAAGAACGUCAUUCAACUUCACCUAUAUGUUUUAAUCUUUCAAGUAGUUUAUAUUCUUCACCUAUUGAUAUUGUUGCAAAUGUGAUCUUAUCGAAAUUAUCUGCUAGUAAUCCAGCAAUGGCUUAUGAAGAAAGGAUGAAAAUUGUUAAAGAAUAUAGAACACGUUACUGGUUACAAGCAUUUGGCUGUGAAGAAAGACUAUUUGGUACUAAGCCAUUAAUACAAUCACGUUAUGUUCAAACAUGUCUUCGUCUCGAUAAAACAUUAUAUUUUAAAUUAAUUAAUAUUGAAAGCACAACUGGUAAUGGUAAAAAACGAUGUAUAGCAAUGAUUCAGGAAGCUAUUAAACAAGAAGAAGAACGAAAAAAACCACAAAAAUUCGGUGGACGAAGUAAUGAAAUUCGUCAAGUAUGGAAUGAAAAAGAAAUAGCUUGCAAAUAUUUUUCUCUACGUAUUUUAUCUGGUCAAUUAAUUCCAGCUGGUGAAUUUGAUGAAGUUAAAAUUAUAAUUGGAUUAUAUCAUGGUACACAACCAUUAUUUUCUGGAUCAAUUAUGGAAAGUCGUUCAGUUGAUACAUUAAAUCCUGAUUGGCAACAAGAAAUAAAAUUUGAUAUAACAUUAGUUAAUUUACCACCAGCUAGUAAAUUAUGUUGUUCAAUACAUUUUCAUCGACGACGAACAUCAUUAUUAAUUUCUGAUGAAUGGAUCUGGAUUGGAUGGGCGAAUCUCAAUGUAUUUAAUCAUAAUAGUUGUCUUAUACAAGGAAGACAAAAAGUACGAUUUUGGCCAACAGAAAUGAAUAAUAAUAAAAUAAUUUCAUCUAUGUAUGGUUUUAAUGAAAGAGCUUUAGCUGGUAUAAAUCCAGAUCGAUCAUAUCCAACAAUUGAAUUAGAAUUUCCUAGUUAUAAAUAUCAAAUAGCAACAUUAUCACCACGUAAUGGUUUAGCUAUGCAAGCACAAACAAAAAAUGAACACCUUUUACGUUCAUGUGCAUUCCAAGAUGAUUUACAAGAAACUGGAGAAAAUAUUGUUCAUUCAGAUUUUUAUGAUUGGCUUCGUUCAAUUGAAUUUGAAUUAACUGAACAAAGUCGAGUUGAACUUUGGGAUAGACGUUAUGAAUGUAUGCGUGUACCAGAAUCAUUACCACGUUGGCUUAAAUGCGUUAAAUGGUCGAAUCGUGAUGAUGUUCUUGAAGCUUAUAAAAUUGUUGAAAAUUGGCCAACAAAAAAUAUUGAUCCAUUAAUGACCGCACUUGAAUUAUUAGAUGUUGAUUAUCCUGAUCCAUUUGUUCGAUUUUCAGCUGUUCGUCUACUUGAUACACGUAUUGAUGAUGAUCGACUUCUGCCUGUUAUAUUACAAAUUGUACAAGCUGUUAAAAAUGAACCAUAUCAUGAUAGUGCUUUAGCAAGAUUUUUACUUAAACGUUCAUUAUUAAAUCAACAAGUUGGUCAUUAUUUCUAUUGGCAUUCAAGAGUUGAAUUAAAAAAUCCACAAUGUAAAGUACGAUAUGGUCUUUUAUUAGAAGCAUAUUUACGUUAUUGUGGUGAAUAUGCUGAAGAUCUUGGACGACAAGUACGUUCUGUAGAUAAAUUAAUAUAUAUUGCUGAAUUGAUACAAAAUAGUACACAUGAUGAAUUAUAUAAUCAAAAAGGUUAUCUUGCUCAUAUACUUACACGGGAAGGAUAUCCUCAAAAUCUUCAAUAUUUUCGAUCACCUGUUGAUUAUAGUAGUGAACUUGGUCUACUUGUUCUAGAUCACUGUCGAAUAAUGUCAUCAGCUCGACGACCAUUAUGGUUACGUUGGACAAAUGGUUCUGAAUAUGCUGAACAUUAUUUUCCAACAUUUGAUCUUAUUUUUAAAAAUGGAGAUGAUCUUCGACAAGAUAUGUUAGCAUUACAAUUUAUACAAAUGAUUGAUAUUAUUUGGAAAGCUGAUGGACUUGAUUUAAGUCUUUUACCUUAUGGAUGUUUAGCUACUGAUUAUUGUUCGGGUUUAAUUGAAGUUGUAAAAAAUGCUAAAACAAUAAUGAAUAUACAAAAAUUAGGUGGUUUAAAAGGACAAUUUCAAUUUGAUGCUAGUGCACUUUAUCGAUGGAUUGCAAAAAAUAAUCCCGGUGCUGAAAAAUUAAAAAGUGCAAUUGAUUUAUUUACAAGAUCAUGUGCUGGUUAUUGUGUUAUAACAUAUGUUCUUGGUGUUGCUGAUCGUCAUCCAGAUAAUAUUAUGGUUAAUGAACGUGGUCAAUUAUUUCAUAUUGAUUUUGGACAUAUAUUGGGAAAUUUUAAAAUGAAAUAUGGUAUACGUCGUGAACGUACACAAUUAGUACUUAUUGAUGAUUUUGUUCGAGUUAUUACUAAUAAUAGUACAGAAAAAAAUCCAAUUGAAACACGUGAAUUUAAAAAUUUUAAAAAAUUAUGUAUUAAAGGUUAUCGAAUACUUCGUCGUCAAUAUCGUCAAAUUGUUUGUUUAUUUAAAUUAAUGAUGAAUUGUGAUUUAACUGAACUUAAUAGUGAAGCUGAUAUGGCUUAUCUUCGACAAACAUUUGCUAUUGAUAUUGGAGCUAAUGAACAAGAAGCAUGUGAUAGAUUUGAACAGGUUCUACUUGAUUCAUAUCGAUCAAGUGUUAAAACACGUGUUGAUUGGGUUUUUCAUGCACUUAAUCAUAUUAAAUCAUAA